UGGGCCGGCGAUGGCCGAGGAGGAGGGUGCCGGGCCCGGCUCCUGUCAGCGGGCGCGAGCGGCCAUGGCGCGGGAGAGGACAACACUCGUAUGAAGAAAGAAAGAGCAGUAUGAUGGAUUCAGAAGAUCUUGUCAUAACAAGUUCAAAGCAAGAUAUUGCUCAUCACAUUGUAAAAGUUAGCUCAGGUAAACAUUACUUUUGUGGAUAUUGUGCAGCCUUCACCAAUAUAGCAAUCACCUUUCCCAUCCAGAAGGUCCUCUUUCGACAACAACUGUAUGGAGUGAGAUUAAGGGAGGCAGUAUAUCAGUUACAGAAAGAUGGAAUCCGAAACCUGUACCGUGGACUCCUCCCUCCAUUAAUGCAGAAAACUACAACUCUUGCCCUGAUGUUUGGCUUGUAUGAGGAUUUCUCCUCCCUGCUCCAGAGGCACACAAAUGCACCUGAACUUGUGACUUGCAGUGUGGCAGCAGUGCUUGCAGGAACAUCAGAAGCUCUUCUUACACCUUUUGAGCGGGUCCAGACUUUGCUUCAGGACUACAAACAUCAUGACAGAUUUACAAACACUUACCAGGCUUUCAGGGUGCUAAAAGACUAUGGAAUUAAAGAAUAUUAUCGGGGUUUGGUACCUAUUCUGAUCCGAAAUGGACCGAGUAAUGUACUCUUUUUUGGCCUGCGAGGACCCAUCAAGCAGUGUCUUCCCGAAGCAACUUCUUAUAGUGCUCAUUUGGUCAAUGACUUUAUCUGUGGAGGGCUGUUAGGUGCCAUGUUGGGAUUCUUGUUUUUCCCAAUUAAUGUUGUAAAAGCUCGCAUGCAGUCUCAAAUUGGUGGGGAAUUUCAGUCUUUUCCAAAAGUUUUCAUGAAGAUUUGGCUGGAACGUGAUAGAAAACUGACGCAUCUUUUCAGAGGAGCCCAUCUGAAUUACCAUCGCUCUAUUAUAUCCUGGGGCAUAAUCAAUGCAACAUAUGAAUUCUUGCUUAAGUUAUUAUGA
This is a messenger RNA of Emys orbicularis (European pond turtle), 989 nucleotides long. RefSeq names its product solute carrier family 25 member 51 (gene SLC25A51). The transcript has 2 exons. Gene Ontology annotation, cellular component: mitochondrion. Gene Ontology annotation, biological process: mitochondrial NAD transmembrane transport. Lineage: Eukaryota; Metazoa; Chordata; Testudines; Emydidae. Gene Ontology annotation, molecular function: NAD transmembrane transporter activity. Bases 111 to 989 code for a protein of 292 amino acids. The record is from RefSeq and is a predicted model, not a curated record.